AGUCAGUGUCUGACAGGAUGUUUGCUUUCCUGCUGAGCGGAGCUGGGGUGGAGUAGUGAGGCCAGGCUUCUGUGCCCAAAGCAGGCUGAGAGGAUAGCAGCACAGCAGCCAGGAAGAGGGUCCACCCAGUCUCUGACACCUACUGCUGCUGAGUUAUUGCACACGUCUGCACCCAGCAGCACAGUCCAUUCUCUCCCCGUGGAGCUCUCUGCUGCACAGCCAAGAUGCCCUCUGCAAAGGCAUGCCACUGAUCUCCACCCUAUAACGGAGGGCAACACCACGGAGGCAGCCUAGCCCCACUUCUACACAGGCAGAAGGAGAACCAUGUCUGAAGGACGCCUUCUCUAUGUGGAUCCCCAUAGCCUGACGGGGAUUGCGACUGGAUCUCAGGGGAGCUGCACAAUGAAAAGGGGGGCUGGCAGACAAAUGUCACUUGUGAGAGUUCAACAGACAUGGAGCUGAUUCUGCAUUACUCCCUUAUUCCAUCGUUUGCCAUCAUUUUGGUGCUGUCCUUCCUUGAAAGAAGAGUGAGCAGGAGUCAGAUAGAUGGAAAAUUGCACCUCCUCAAUGGCCGCUUUGGAAUUGUGAUACCCUUGGAUUUUGUUGGGACAUUCAGCAACCGAUGGUCAUUUGGUUUUGCGUUUGGAGCUACAGCCAAUAAAGUUAUGUUCCUGUUUUCGGAAGGUUACCUGCCACUACAAGUGCCCCAGUGGGCCCAAGCCAUUGUGCUUCUCAUAGGCAGCGCUGAAGUGGGCCUCUCAUAUUUCCCUUUCUUCGCCUGCCUCUCGACGGAAUUCCGGAUCACAGGGUCUGUACUGGGAUUCUUCUACACUUUCAUUUGGUUCAUAAUCACAAUCACAAACAUUGUGCAGUGCCCACAUGGACAAGUGAUGGGAGACUAUGAGAAGAUCAUAUUUUAUGGGCCUUCCCUGUUCUGUCUGGUUUUCCUACUGGGCCGCUUUGCCCUGAUGUUUGUGAAAGCACUGAGGGUUCGAUUAAAGAUGGAUGUGUCAAGUCAGGAAAAUCAUUUUCUGGAGGUGCAUCAGGCUCAGCAUGUCAAGCGUCUGGUCAGGAAGCCCCCAGAGCGGCAGGCUCGGAAAUCUUGGUUCCAGCGCAAGGUGUACGAAUGGGACCCAUGCUUUCAGUUCCCAGGCAGAAUGAUUGGCACAUCUGCGCUAGCCUUAAUCUGCCUGUACAUUUUUAUUGUUAUUGAGUUUUACAUUUACAAGCAAUUCUCUCAAGAGCUGAAGAUAUUGGAUCAAAGAUUUGAAGAGCUUGUUCAUUCUAGCAAUGGCUCAGAAGUACUUGUACCAGCUGUCCUGCAGCUGAAAGAGUUUAUUAAUGUCACUGAAGGUGUUUGGAUUUUCACCACCUUUGCUGCCUCCCUGACUUGUGUAAGCUACGUAUUUCACAUCUUGGCCUGCUACAGAAAACACAUGAAGCGGCUGUGGGCAGGGGAGAAACAUUUCCUUCCACUAAGAUCUCGUGAGCCUGCUUCUUCUCAAAGCGUGGCAGCAAUAGCAAGAUACUCUGGUUGGCAAAUUGCAUACAUAUUAUGGGGCUACCUGAUCAUUCAUGUGGUGCAGUGUCUGUUUGGUGUAAUGAUCAUGUACAGUUUUGUUUUGCCAAUACAGCAUGGCCAAGGGCUGGAAGUGGCCAAAGGUUUGGGAAUUGGGAUUCUUACAGUUGGGAUUGUCACAGGGCUCAUGAUAUUACAAAUCAAAAUCGCUGCGAGAUUUUUCCUUCAGCCAAAGAUCUUGCCAGAUGAUAAGCAGAAGCCAUUAGCUCUCAAUAACAGGAAAGCUUUCCACAACUUCAAUUACUUUUUAUUCUUCUACAAUGUGCUCCUGGGCCUGGGGGCUUGUUUGUUCAGACUGCUUUGCAGUGUCCUGUUGGGAACUUGGCUGAUUGCACGGAUAGACAGGACUAUAAUGCAGAAAGGGUAUGAAGCUGCUGACAUGGGAUUCAACACAUGGGUUGGUAUGAUAUUUAUGGACCACUACCACAAUAACCCCACCCUCCUCUGCUUUUGUCACAUUCUUCUGGCCGGAACCACUGAGAAAAAACUGCAGAAAUCCAUCAAAUAUUAUAUCUUCAAUAAUAUAUCAAAACCCAGAGUGUCAACCAGAGCCAGGACACGGUGGUUGCUGCUCUACACCCUUCUCAACAACCCCAGGCUCAUUGAACUCAGGAAGCUUAACGUGCAGUCUGGUGCCAGUGAUGCGCCACCGAACCCCUGUGUCUAGCUUACUCUGCAGGUGGAAACUGGAAGAUUCUCAAACAGCUGGUGACUUGCCUCUUAGGACUUUCAGAAGAUGGAGUUCUAUUUCAGAGCUAUACUCUAUGAGCAGUUAGGGCUCUCAGCCCUGGUAUGACAGGAGAGCUGUGGGAAUGGAUGUCCAGGAGCACUUGUUGUCAUUAGUUGUUGUGCGUUACAUUUGUUUCCAAUAGACAGCUGUGAAUUGUAUUAAAUCACUAUAAACCCCAGCAACAUUUUCAUU
Molecule: messenger RNA, 2501 nt
Organism: Dermochelys coriacea (leatherback sea turtle)
Lineage: Eukaryota; Metazoa; Chordata; Testudines; Dermochelyidae
Product: stimulated by retinoic acid gene 6 protein-like
Exons: 19
Coding region: 453-2246 (597 amino acids)
Biological process (GO): vitamin A import into cell
Cellular component (GO): plasma membrane
Molecular function (GO): signaling receptor activity; retinol transmembrane transporter activity
Source: RefSeq, a predicted model, not a curated record